AUGUCCUCGAACUUGUAUUACACAAAUAAAUACAGAUGUAAUCACGAUGAUGGUCUAUUUUAUUUCAUAUUACAUAGUACUUCAAUAUCCGGUCUGAAGAAGUGCUGUCCUCUAAGGGGAUAUGCGGUAAUUCAAAUCGCUACCGUGAAUCAUCAAUGUAAUUGCUGUGAUCGAUCAUACGAGUAUCCGAUUAUAAAUCAAUCAUAUCCGUUCCAGAUUGGUCUUAACUCUAUUUGCGAGGACGGAUAUUGCGGAGAAAUUGGUUCAUUCUUAGAUCUUGCUAUUCACGAGGAUAAAAUAAGAUUGGUAAAUACGAUUCAUGUUUAUUUUCAACUGUAUACAACGAGAGAAGAUUUGGACACAAAUUCGAUUAAAAUUGACGAACCCAACGCUAGUUCGAUUGAAAACGACGAUUGCAGUCUUUCAAGUGACCUCGAACGAAUUCGCGUGGAUGAAGAUUUCAGCGAUGUGACUAUCUCGGUGAAAGGUAAAAAUUAUCCGGCUCAUAAAUUGAUUUUAGCCGCGCGCAGUUCAGUUUUCAAAGCCAUGUUCAAAAAUGAUAUGCAAGAAAGCCAGACAAAUCACAUUACGAUCACAGAUAUGGAACAAGAAAUAUUCGAAGAAAUGUUACAAUACAUUUACACUGGAAAGAUGCCUAAUUUGCACGAAUGGGCCUUUGAAUUACUCCCCGCUGCGGAUAAAUAUGACCUGGAAGGAUUGAAAAACGCGUGUGAACGACUUUUGCUCACAAAAAUAUCAGCAGAAAAUGCAUGCAAGAUUUUAGUGCUGGCUGAUAUGCAUAAUGCUGAAGAAUUAAAGGCACAUGCUCUACGAUUUAUCAAAGAGAAUCCUGCCAAUUUCGAGACAGAGAUAUGGAAUGUAUUGACCGAAUCUCGUCCUGGUUUGAUGAAAGAUAUGCUAGCUAUGUUUUUAAAGAAGUAA
Messenger RNA from Planococcus citri (citrus mealybug), 942 nucleotides. RefSeq names its product speckle-type POZ protein-like. NCBI's taxonomy places the organism in Eukaryota, Metazoa, Arthropoda, Insecta, Hemiptera, Pseudococcidae. Gene Ontology annotation, biological process: proteasome-mediated ubiquitin-dependent protein catabolic process; regulation of proteolysis. The record is from RefSeq and is a predicted model, not a curated record. Gene Ontology annotation, cellular component: cytoplasm. The coding region runs from base 1 to 942 and encodes 313 amino acids. Gene Ontology annotation, molecular function: ubiquitin protein ligase binding. The transcript is spliced from 2 exons.